AUGGCAUCAAGCCAUCGUUUUACGAAGCUUCAGCACAUUUUCUCAAUCUUCUUAUCGUUUUCAUGCAUUGCAUACUCUCAAAACGACGAUGAAACUAAAUUUGACGUCCUGGAUUAUGUCGACCCGCUUAUCGGAACCGCCAAUGGAGGACAUUCUUUUGCCGGAGCCACGCUUCCAUUUGGUAUGGCCAAAGCCGUAGCCGACACCCUAGGAGAGAACCAAGGUGGUUUUGCAUACGACACAACAAAGGUCACCGGGUUCUCUCAUAUGCAUGACUCUGGAACUGGAGGCGCAGCUUCCUUAGGCAACUUUCCCAUUUUCGUUCAUCCCAGUUGCCCGGAAAAUGAUUUGAGCAAAUGCAAGUGGCAGCAAAACGACAGGGCAACAGUGUGGAAGAAAGAUUCCCCCAAAGCCAGACCUGGGUACUUUGGCAUCGAACUGGAAAAUGGUGUUCAUGCUGAAAUGACCGUUACGAACCGGUCGGCUCUGUACCGCUUCAACUUGAAGGAUGUUAGCGAGCCUCUAAAUCCGGUUGUUCUUGUUGACUUGAUGGACCUUCCACAAUCGCGAUCGAAAGGCGCCGCCUCGGUGGAUCCGUCUACUGGGAGACUUACUGGAAAUGGCACGUUCAAUCCCAGUUUCGGGCAAGGGACUUAUAACCUACAUUUUUGUGUCGACUUCAAAGGCGCCGCAGUUCGCGGGACAGGAUCCUGGAACAGGAACUCGGUGACACCUGACCAAAACAGCAUCGACAUUGCAGAGGGUAACGCUGUACGCACAGACUCGGCUGGGAUGUAUACGCGAUUCGAUGCUAUAGAAACGAACGGCUCUAUUCUUGCGCGAGUGGGCGUAAGCUUCAUUAGCGUGGAACAAGCCUGCGGGAAUGCGGAGAAAGAGCAGCCCGACUUCGACUUUGCCAAAACUGUUUCUGCCGCAGAAGUGGCAUGGACGGACAAGCUGAAUGUGGUCAGUGUCGAUGCGGAUGAGGCUUCAACUGAUCUUCAGAAGGUUUUCUGGAGUGGAAUCUAUCGCACCAUGAUCAGUCCUCAGGACUACACCGGGGAGAAUCCCUUGUGGGAAAGCGAUGAGCCGUACUAUGAUAGCUACUACUGUAUCUGGGACUCAUACCGCGGGGUUCACCAGCUCUUAACACUAAUGGACCCGUAUUCUCAGUCCUUGAUGCUCCGGAGCCUUGUUGAUAUUUACCGUCACGAGGGAUAUCUCCCCGACUGCCGCAUGUCGCUUUGCAAAGGCUGGACUCAAGGCGGCUCCAAUGCAGAUGUCUUGAUCGCCGAAGCUUACCUGAAAAAAGUGGAGAAUAUCGAUUGGGACACCGCAUAUGAAGCCGUCGUCAAAGACGCGGAGGUCGAGCCCUCGAACUGGGAUGUGGAAGGACGAGGAGGCCUUCGCAGCUGGAAGAACCUUGGCUAUAUUCCCAAAAAUGACAUCGACACAGACGGCAAAGGGUUACACACCCGCAGCGUAUCUAGAACCCUGGAAUACGCCUACAAUGACUUUUGUAUCGCAGAGAUGGCCCAAUUGAUGGGUCAUGAUGAUGACUAUGAGAAGUACACACGGCGCGCGUCCAACUGGAAGAAUGUUUUCAAGAAAGAUCAGAAGUCAUACAUCAAAGGCGUGGAUACCAAUUUCACCGGCUUUGUUCAGCCCCGACUUACCAACGGCACAUGGGACUAUCAAGAUCCUAUAUUCUGCAGCCCUCUUAUGAACUUUGAUUCGUGCUACUUGAAUGCCAAUGGUCACGAGACAUACGAGGGCAGUUGCUGGCUCUAUACCUUCUACGCACCGCAGGAUAUGGGCUCUUUGAUCACAACCCUCGGCGGCCCAAAGAGCUUCACUACGCGGCUAAAUUAUCUUCACGAAUCCGGAGUCCUCUACGUCGGCGAUGAGCAAGCCUUCCUCACCGUCUUCCAAUAUCACUACGCAGGCCGACCCGCCCUUUCCACCAAACGCGCCCAUUUCUACAUUCCUUCUCAAUUCAACACAUCGGUCUCCGGAAUCCCCGGCAACGAUGAUGGCGGCGCGAUGGGCUCAUUCGCAGCAUUAAGCAUGCUAGGACUGUUCCCAGUCCACGGUCAAGAUGUCUACCUGAUCAGCGCGCCUUUCUUCAAGGAAAUCAGCCUCCGAAACAAAGUUACCGGGAAGAUCGCUACGAUUCGGAACCUCAAUUUCGACCCCAGCUAUAAGGCGAUCUAUAUCCAGAGCGUCAAACGGGAUGGUAAGCCGUGGACGAAGAAUUGGAUCGGGCAUGAUUUUUUUGCUGAGGGCGGUGUCUUGGAAUUGGAGCUGGGGACGAAGGAAAGUGCCUGGGGAACAAAGAUUGAGGAUUUGCCUCCUAGUAUGAGCGAGUAUCAAUGUCCUCCUUUGAUGCUGGGAAGGUGGGCUCUGUCGCGCCCGCGGCACAAUCUGCUCGGACUCCGCAACCGUAAAGUCCACGCCAGCUUGCACUGCCGGACCAUUACCAACAUCUCCCCAACCAGAGUCUCGAUCCACCAACAAAAGCAUCAUGUAAUUCACCCCAGCGUUCCCCGACAGCGUCGGGCGUUCUUCACAGAUGCCAUUCCCACCGUGCUCAUCCCACCCACCAUCUUCACCACCUUGCUUCUCGGUCUCUGGACUUGGAAAUGCUUCUGGAUCGUGGUCAUGCAGGACAAACUUCUAUACAUCGCAUGGCUGCCGCCGUUCGCGCGUUCUGAGAAAAUCACCGACUACGAAUCUCAAUGCAGUCCUGUGCAAUGGGAUGAGAAGCAGAUCCGGAGUUUAGAUGGGACAAAGCUAGCUGUUUGCGAGGGACGGAUGAAAAGCCCCCCUCCUCCCCACGGGGCCGCUACUACUACUACUACUACUACUACUACUAUUGAUAUGGCGAAUUCUCGCCACGGCAAUCCGGAGAUGGUCGCGAAGCGGAAAAAGCGCGUCAUGAUCUGCUACUUCCAAGGAAAUGGUGGAUCGACACCUCUCCGGCUCCCGUUGCUCUCGGAUACGCUGCGCACGGUGACGUCCGCGUCGCAGGACGACAACGUCGAAUACAUCGUGGUGGCUCUGUCCUACCGCGGAUACUGGACGUCGUCAGGCCGCGCGACGCAGUCAGGAAUCGAGCUGGACGCGCAGGCAUUCUUGGCCUGGGUCUCGAAGACUUAUGCCGAGCCGGACACGGACCUGCGGAUGAUUCUCUGGGGCCAUAGCCUGGGGUCAGCGGUUGCGAGUACCGCUCUCGCGACGUAUCUGGCUCGUCAGGGCGAUGGAAGAGGUUUCUCGGAGCCAAUGUCGAAAGGAGACGGUGAUGAGGCCGGGGUGGUGCCAAUCACUGGGCUGGUUAUGGAGGCUCCGACGUCCAGCACAAAAGAUAUGUUGAUCAGCUUGUAUCCGCAGAAGUGGCUGCCGUAUCGGUAUUUGUGGCCAUUUCUCUGGAAUAACUGGGACAGCUCAGUCUCAUUAGAACGGAUGGCGGAAUGGAGGGAUCAGUGCCGAUGGGGAGAGGGUGGACCUGGCGAACAGAUGGUGGUGGUGGUGCCACGGUCGGGAAUUGCGAAGCCGAGACGGAUGACCUUUUCGCCGCCGCCCAUCCUUAUGCUGUCCGCUGAAAAGGAUGAAGUCAUCCCACCGCACGCAGCAGAUCAACUAGAGGCGGAUGCGAGGAGGCUAAAGCUAGUACUACAGAGAAAGGAUGUGACAGGUGCCAUGCACACCGAGGCCUUGGUCAAAGUGGAAGGCAAGAGAGCGAUGAUGGAGUUUCUGCUUACGUCUACCUAG
Aspergillus affinis is the source of this 3771-nucleotide messenger RNA. RefSeq names its product glycoside hydrolase family 92 protein. Gene Ontology annotation, cellular component: cytosol; nucleus. The transcript has 7 exons. Lineage: Eukaryota; Fungi; Ascomycota; Eurotiomycetes; Eurotiales; Aspergillaceae. Gene Ontology annotation, biological process: carbohydrate metabolic process; protein deglycosylation; glycoprotein catabolic process. Bases 1 to 3771 code for a protein of 1256 amino acids. The record is from RefSeq and is a predicted model, not a curated record. Gene Ontology annotation, molecular function: peptide-N4-(N-acetyl-beta-glucosaminyl)asparagine amidase activity; carbohydrate binding.